CGAUCAUCAGUUCUGGGGAAUAGUUGGUGCCGCGGAUAAACUGGUCUCACGUACUCAAGGCAGUUGAGUUUUAUUCGGCUCUGCUAGCAGCAGCUGAUGCAUACUUGCACAGGUAGCAGCAGCUCAAACCUCGGACGGGAAUUAGCCAUGGGGAUCACUGGCCUGCUUCCGUCGCUCAAGUCCGUGACGCGACGCACGCACGUUCGAGAGUAUGCCGGGCGGAGGGUAGCCAUUGACACGUAUUCCUGGCUUUAUCGCGGUGCUUUCUUCUGGAGCAUGGAGCUGUGUCAAGGCGAACCAUGUGAUAGGUACGCAAUGCCGUUCUGUACAAGAUGGACAACUCGGGGAACGGCGAAGAGAUCGAGUACGCCAACAUAGCCCAGUCCCAGGAGCUCGCCCUUGCAGACUUCACUCCUCAGAUGGUCCUGGAGAUCUGCAUUCUCAGCGGCUGCGACUACCUCGACAGUCUCCCCCAAGUCGGCCUCAGGUCAGGACGGCCCACAGCUGGAUCAGCAAGCACAGGGACUACCGCUCGGCGCUGCAGAGCGCGGAGCUGGAUGGGAAGCUUGUGGUGCCGGAGGAGUAUGAGGUGGCGUUUCAGCAGGCUCGCUGCACGUUUUUGAGUCGACUCAAAAGCGUUUCAGCAGGCUCUCUGCACGUUUUUGAGUCGACUCAAAAGCGUUUCAGCAGGCUCUCUCCACGUUUUUUAGUCGACUCAAAAGCGUUUAGCAGGCUCUCUCCACGUUUUUGAGUCGACUCAAAAGCGUUUCAGCAGGCUCUCUGCACGUUUUUUAGUCGACUCAAAAGCGUUUAGCAGGCUCUCUCCACGUUUUUGAGUCGACUCAAAAGCGUUUCAGCAGGCUCUCUCCACGUUCCUGCACCACAGGGUGUGUCACCUCGUGGAUGAGCCUCGUGGAUGAGCCUCGUGGAUGAGCCUCGUGGAUGAGCCUCGUGGAUGAGCCUCGUGGAUGAGCCUCGUGGAUGAGCCUCGUGGAUGAGCCUCGUGGAUGAGCCUCGUGGAUGAGCCUCGUGGAUGAGCCUCGGUGAUGAGCCUCGUGGAUGAGCCUCGUGGAUGAGCGCAUGCCACAUGUCAACCCACUGCCGCCCACACUCCUUGGGCCGGAUGUGGACCUGUCGUUCCUUGGGCCAUAUCCUCGUCAAUGCUCCCCCGCUGGUUGCCCUUCCUCCCUUGGCGCCCCUUGUGUUUUCCCUGCACAUGUUGAGGAGCGCGUGUCUUGCAUUGCUCGACCGUCUCUGUCUCUCAUGUGAUGGGAUUUCCUUGACUGCCUGCAUUAACUAUUGCCUGCUUGUGUCCCCUCUUAUCCUAUUCUUUCGUCCUCUCUUCUACUCUCCGCUUCCCUCAAUUGCUCCCUGCCUCCUUCGUGUUCUCCUUGUCCCCUUCCUCUUUUCACUUCGUAUUCUUUUCUUUUGAACGAUUUCCACUGAGCUCGCUCCAAGCCUCGUCCGUGCGAUCGCUCUUGGCUGCGUGGAUCCCAUCACAUACACACCAUUCAAUGGUGAACCCGUACCCAAGCCCCUGCCAGCAGCACGAUCACCUUGACUGAGGCAGCGCACCCAAGCAGGAGCAGCAGCAUUGGCAGCAGCGCCAGCAGCAGCAGGGGGCCAAGGCGCUGCUUCCUGCGGGACACCAGGGAGUGGUAAGUGGGGGGGAUCGGCGGCGCCCAAGCCACUGCCAGCAGCACGAUCACCUCGUCUAAGGCAGCGCACCCCAGCAGGAGCAGCAGCGCCAGCAGCAGCAGGGUGCCAAAGCUCUGCUUCCGAAGGACACCGGGGAGCAGUAAGCGGGGGGGGUCGGCAGCGCCAAAGCAGCUACCAGUGUGGAAGAGCAAGCUACCAAAGUACUCUGAAUCUGCACCUCCUGCCACUAAGAAGCGGUUCCAACCACCACGAGGCUCCCCCAAAACGCGUCAAAAGCCCUCGCCUCGCUAACCCUCUUGCGUUAACCCCAUGCCCGGUCAAUCAACCCUCUCCUCCAGUCUCUGCUGCUCCUGCUGCCAAGAAGCAGUUCCAACCGCCACGUGGCUCUCCCCAAACUCCUCCCACCCAAUCGUUCCUCGAUCCAUCCCAUCCCGAACCUGCCGCCGAGCCUGCCCUUGUCAGCAAGGCGAAGCAGCCACGGCCCAGGCGCUCCGUGAAGGCAUAGGCCGCUGGAGAAGGGGGUGCAGACCUGAUGGUGGGGGCAGAGUUGGCGCAGUUUAUGGAAGGGAUGUGUCCCAAGGAGGGAGAGGAGGAAGAGGUGGACCUGCAGGGAAAGCAUGACCCGCAGAAUGAGCACCAUGGGUUCGAGCAGCAGCAACAGCAGCAGCAGCAGCAGCAGCAGCAGAAGCAACAGCAGCAGCAGUCAACAGCACCUUCCAUGCACGGUGGCCAAGGGCUGCUGCGUCCAGCAUGUUCCAACGGUUCACCCCGCCUCACUCCGUGGGUGAUUUUUGAGUCGACUAAAAAAUGUUCCAAUAGUUCACCCCGCCCCACUCCGUGGCCGAGGCUGGGAACGCACCUCCGUGCAAGCACCUCGUCCUGACUCGCAGUUGUCGUUGGGCUGGCAGGCAGGUGUAUCUGGGGGCGACAGCAGCUUCUGUCUCACUGCAACACAUACAAUCCGCACAACGCACACACUCUCACACUCUCACACAUGCAAGCAUGCGGCAUGCACCAACUCGACCCCUUCUCAGACCCAUGGCUCUUGGGGGACAGCAGCAGUGACCCUCUCAUCCCUCCCAUGCCAGCAUCCUUCGGCCCCUGCAGUCCUUGGUGUUGCUUUCUUAGAAAGUGGAGCAUUCUCGUCUGAAGGACAUUCAAGAGCAAUUCUGGAUUUGGAUGUCUAACAUUGCACCUUGAUAUAUAUUA
Messenger RNA from Closterium sp. NIES-67, 2868 nucleotides. The record is from the annotation of a GenBank genome assembly. NCBI's taxonomy places the organism in Eukaryota, Viridiplantae, Streptophyta, Zygnematophyceae, Desmidiales, Closteriaceae.